This is a messenger RNA of Moneuplotes crassus, 1293 nucleotides long. NCBI's taxonomy places the organism in Eukaryota, Ciliophora, Spirotrichea, Euplotida, Euplotidae. The record is from the annotation of a GenBank genome assembly.
GAUUUCAACAGGAUACUUUGAUAAAGGUAAAGUUCAUUUAGGAGGGUUUUGGGAAGAGGAUAAAGUGUAAAUUUAGUUGUGAGUUAUCGGUGAUUUCCUCAGAUAGUUUUGAGAGAUUUCAAAUCAUUUUUAUAAAAUAUGAGUGUAAAGAUUCAUAGAGAUGAAUAAAGUUAUAUCAGACCUCCAAGCCAAAGUCAACAUCAGAAGGAGUCUCAAAGAUAACCCUUCACGUUCAAGGAACGAAUUCGGCAUCAAGUUCAAUAAGACUACCAUCAAAAAUUCGCUAAAUUUAGACAAGAGCAUUCCUUUUUGUGAAAAGCUUGCUAUAUUGAAGUCAUACGACAAACUAAGCAAGGAAAAUAAAACUUUUCUGCCUGAACUUGCUAAUGACCUUAAAACAAAGAUCAAGCAAAGCAGAGGAGCCAUCCUCAAACAGAAGGUUAGAUACAAGAAUGGUUUAAAAAUAAUAAAAUUGAGAAAAACUCGUCAUUCCCAAGCUUAUUUUACCGAUAAGGCCUUAUCGAAGAUUUUGAUCAAGAAAGGGAAACAGAUGUCAAAAGCUAGCCCUCUUGGAAGAAAAUCAGCUGUUGCCAUCCCUCAACCGUUAUCUAGUUCUUCGAUUACUAGAGUUCCUACAAACAGUAAGCUACAUAAAUCAAUGAACACUUGGGUUGUACCCAGAAAUAGCUAAGGAGCCUAAUUUGCUAUGUAACUUAUAAUUAUUCAUACGAAGAUAUACAUCAAGAUGAGAAAUGAAAGAUUAUUAGCUACGCACAUCCAUUCCUCAUUAUGUUUCAAUUUGGGAUGAACAUUAUUAUAAGAAAACCCACGUUUACAUGUUUCUUCUUCAUAACAAAUUUCAUAAUCUAAUUCCCAAAUUAUUCCUGGAUGGUCCUAACAACAUUUUAGAAGAUAGUAAAGGAGAUAUUUCAAGACUGGAUAGAACCCCAGUAAGGUAUCUAAGCCCACUAGAUGAGUUUAAAAAUGCCUGCCAAAAAACCAAGGGAGGCUGUUAUAACUCGUUGAAAUAACCUCCAAAGCUCAAUCUCGAGGAACUUUUAUAACAAGAAAAAUAUGUCAUCGAUUCCUUUAUGUCUAAAAAGCAAGCUAAAACCUCCAAAGUUAUCUCCUAAGCAACAGGAUGAGGAUGUAAUGAACUUUCUCCGAAAGCUCCCUAGAAGACCUCAUAAGUGCUCUAAAAGCACAAAGAAUAUUGUUGGUUAUGAGAACUCACAGAAGUUGAUUCCAAUACCUGUAUUUCCAUAAUAAUAUGUUAUUCAUAAAAUUUGCUCA